Messenger RNA from Truncatella angustata, 162 nucleotides. RefSeq lists its product as uncharacterized. The annotation marks the transcript as partial. The transcript has a single exon. The record is from RefSeq and is a predicted model, not a curated record. NCBI's taxonomy places the organism in Eukaryota, Fungi, Ascomycota, Sordariomycetes, Amphisphaeriales, Sporocadaceae.
AUCCUUGGCCUCUUCUAUAUUCCUGGGGCACUUCGCUCGAUUUUAGCCUCAGCCAUAGGCGGUCCAUUGACCGAUUACAUUAUGAAACGUGAAGCUCGAGAUGCUGGAAGACGCUCCGCUGAUGGUGAGUUGCAGUUUCGACCCUCAGAUCGCAUGUGUUAG